AUGGCUCUCCCAGCGGGGAAGAGUGUGCUGGAAACCAUCUUCGAAGAUGGGGAAGCCCUAGAUGACGAUGAAAUCCUUGUGGACGACGUUGAGAUGCUUGAUGCGGAGGCCCACGAGGGCGGCUCCGAUCAUCUUGCCCGACCGCCUGAUGGAGGCGGGGGAGAGGGGGGUGGCGUCGUCCAGGGUCGCGGCGAGUCUCAGCGAGGGUUAGGGGUUAAGACCAGCGGAAAGAGGCAUAAGAGGCUCAAGAAGAAGAAACGGGCACCCUCGGAUGUAAGGGUCACCGACAUAAACCGGUACGUUUACGCCAAUCUCUUCCUCUCUCGUCAUUACACCUCUUGUUGCCGUUGUUGUUGUUUUUCCGCCAGUAUCAAUUUUCCUUGUAACUAAAUUACGGAGGACAUGGGCCAAAUCGAUGUGAAUGGAUGGUUGACGGUGUAUUUUCUCACGUUUUAACAGUUCUCUCGCUUCUUUUUUUGUAAGUUUUCUUCCAUAAAAAGUUAAAUUGAUUUCAUUUGUAGCAUAAAUAUAUUUUUUCUGCUUGUGUCUAUCCGAAGAGCUUAUACAUUGCCUCCGUCUAUUACGCUUCCUCGGAUUUUUUCGUUUUUUUAUUUAUAAAAGUGGUUUAUUCCGUCCAGUCGAUUAUGAAAUUUAACUUUCAGAGAAGGAUGAUGGACUAUUUACCAAGUAGCCGAUUAAUUUUUUCCUGAAGAAUUUGAUGGGGCAAGGUGGAAAAAGUUCUUUUAAAAGGAUGAGCAGCAGCUUCAAAAGGACACUAGGUGGCCCAGUGAUAUCAUACGUUGUGUACCAGGAGAAAACUAAUCAAAGGCACCAAAAUCAUAAAGAUCAAACAGGGGCAUUGUGUUUUGAACCAGAUUCUGUGGUUCAUGCUUAUCCCCCAGUACCACCCUGCUGUUCUUUGAUAAUUAAACAGUUUUUUUUAGGAGGUUGUGCUUUAAAAAUGUCAGACCCGGAAGAUCGGAUUGUGACAUGUGGACAAAAGUAUUACCCUGAGGCCACAAGAGAGUACCACAUUGCCUACCUGAACUGAUAUUUUCGGCACGUUAUGUUUAUUCAUCUGUGCCUUCGUUGUGCACUUCAUAAAUUGUUUGUAGAGGCAGCACGUGUGUCAAUAACCAUCUAGCCCCUGCCAACUUUUUGCCAUGGUGUUGGUGAGAUCAUUUGCCUCGGAAAGUGUAACAUGCUGGAUCAAAGCAUGCGAAGAGACUUGAGCAGACAGUGGAUUGUUGGUGUUUUUCUUCCGACGUUCUUUGGUCUUGGACUUCUGAUAUUGCCGUGUAAUUGUGAAACAAUAGUUGCUUUUCUUCCCAUAUCCUCUGGUCUUAGACUUUUGAUAGUGCGUGUAGCUUUGAAACAGUAGAGCAAGUCACAGUGGGUCUGCGAUUCUGAGCCACCAAAGCACAAAUACAAUUGGAACCGCUCAGGUGGAGUAAUUCUAUGUGGUCUUGAUCAAACAGAUCAGACUACCAACCUCUGGUUUUUCAGUCAGAUGAAAAUCUUGUUUCCUACAGAGCAACUUGUGAUUUUCAUAUUCUCUGGCGCUCUUUUCUAGUGGUAGAAAAAUAAAGUUCAUUUGGAUGGUUGGAUGUAUAAAAUUAUUUUUGUACUGGCCGUAUAGAUUUUUUUGCAUAUGAAAUCUGGAAGGUAAUACCUUCUGAGUUAUAGUUCAUACUCAUGUCAUUUAGUUAACAAUAAUGCCCCUCCACAGUUCAUCUAUAGGGGAUCAAGAUAAAACUAAUGAAAUUCUAAAUUUUAUUUCUUUCUCAGUGGGCUUAGAGUAACCUUCUCUUUUGACUGUAUUCUAGUUGUAGAUUACCUCUAGUUUAUCUCAUAUCCUUGCUAGGGAUGUUAGAUUUUUCGGUUUCAGUUUCUUUUUACGAAUCUGUGUUAGCUCAGGGGGAGAAUUUUCUUCUAAAACUAUGAUUUCUUAUAUUAUUUUAUUUCCAGCGUGCUUAAUUACUCUGCAUCCGUUAUGACAUUACUCUCAUACCGUGUUUUUGAAACUAGCCAUCUCAUGUAUUCUGUGUUUCGUUGGCAGGUUCGUUAUUAACACAUGUAGACAUCUAAGGGAGAAGAAAUCCUACUUGGUCUGGAAUGCAGUUGGUUGUCUUGGUGUUUCCGCUGUCAGUGAUCUUGUCAAAGAGGUAUAUAGCCUCAAGAAAUAAAGAGAACUUGCAUCACAUUUUUCUCUCCUUUAGGGUUAUAGUUCGUAAACUGUAGAGCAAUCGCUUGUCUAACUUAUCCUACUCAUGUUUUUCCCAUAAAAGAAGAUUGAUCAGUAUGAUUCUCUUUAAAGUUUACUCCAAUCCAAUCGUCUCCUAUGGUUGGGUAUAUAAUCUUGUUUGUAACAUACAGGUGGAUGCAAUCCAGAGUUGUGGUGGGCAGAAGACCGCCGAUGGGAAGCGCUUACGAUCAGGUGGUGGCAUACUGUGGAACAUCCUGAAAGCACGUGAACCCAAGGCUUAUAAAGAAAUCAUGGCAAAGGGAAGAGAGUUUGAGGUAGUUACAGACAUCCUCAUUGUUCACAUUUGUGUUUCCCCCCUUUUUGUAUGUCUUUUUACCCUAUCAUGCUGAUGAUUAUCGGAUAUCUACUGCAUAAUUGUGAUGCUGUGUCGAGUUUUAUUUACGAUCUAUUCUUGUGCGUGCGACACUUGGAAAUACGUAAAGCAAUAGUCUAACACAUUUCAUAAACAGAAGAUUGUGAUUACGAAAUAUCAGUCAUGAUGUUAGGAGGAAACACGAAAAAAAACGACCUGGCCUCAACUCUAACAAAGAUAUAAGCCUGUGGGGAGAAAGGGGAAAUGCAGAACCAAUAUGUAAUUCCUGCCACGCUUUAUUUUUGACUUGUAUCCUGUGUAACCCAUUCAGUGUUGUAUUCUCUGAUGCAAGCCUAGCUUCUGAUUCGACCUUCCCGGCCUGCAAAUGACAUCUUCGUUUUUCGGUUAGACCUACCUCUUCCUCCCUAGUGUUCCAAGGCACAUGGUGGGUUAUUUGGAGUUUCUACUUUCUCUUCUCAGGCCGUCCCUAUGUAUAUUUUGAAAACCCAUCUAAAUUCGUCAGCAUCAUUAUCCUAUUCUUAUCUCAUUUUUCGUCUUAUGUCUCAUCAGAAGGUUAAGUAAAAAAUUUGGUGAAAUUCUAGCCUACUCUUGUUUCAUGUUUAUGAUCUACUAGGGAGUGCCAAGCACUUGCCUAGGGUUUCCUUGUCUCCUAUCCAUGAAUAUCUCUCAUCAUUUUCUUUAAUAAAGCUAAACAUGCUUUCAAUUGUCCGCCUUUAUUCCUAGAUUAGGAGAUUGUUUGCAUUUAUUUUUCCCCCAAGGGAGAAAAUCAUUUUAAUGCCACGAUUCCUGAGAACAUGAUGCAGAUUACUUGUUUGAUGGCUGUUACUUGCUCCUUCCCCACAAGACAUUUGCGCUGUGGAACAUUCUAUGUCGCCACUUAUUAUAUUCUGCGACUUGUGUAGAUGAAAAGAAAAUGGCUUAUGGGGGUGUCAGAUGAUUUUUAUUCUUGAAAUGAUGCCCGAAAAACAGAAAGAUGAGGACAGUUUCACCAAUGGCUACGCGAUUGAUCUGUGAACACUCCCCAUCAACCAGUUGUGUUGGUACACUCAGAUACUGUCGAUUAAACAAUCAUGUGUAUUUUCACUGGUUAUAUAUCCUCGUUCUUUCUGCCAAGGGUGGCUCGUGCUUCCAUACAGAUCAAUGCGGAGACCACGGGCACAAGUAGUUGAAAUGUUCCCUUUAUAAUUGCUAUUAAGUAAGUAUUUAAAGGCAAUUUUACGAUUUAAAUCGUGUAUAUGAUGACCCAGUAAAGAUGAAACCUUCAUAAUCCCGGAUCGCCUAUCUGUGGUAUAGUUUCACUCGAUGGGGAUGAAGAUCUCUGGACAUUGAUUUUUCACCGUUUUCUUUGUUUACUGCAGAGACAGUUCAAACCACUCAAAGCUACGGAAGUAAGAAAGGUGAAUGAAGCUGCCAUCUUUCCAUCAACUUCAUGUGAAGCAGAGGGGUCCGUGGGGCAAGAACUGGAUGGUGACCUUCAGCCGGCAGAAGAACGGCCAGGGUCUGAGGCGCAAGAACUGGAUGAUCUUAAGCCUACGGAAGAACAGCCUCCUGCAUCUACGCUGAUCGAUUCCAAGGAGGAGAGGUCUUCUAUAAUAAGCAGAAUACGCAAGCCUGUUGCCUAUGAUGAUCUCUUUGAGUAA
This is a messenger RNA of Spirodela intermedia, 4219 nucleotides long. NCBI's taxonomy places the organism in Eukaryota, Viridiplantae, Streptophyta, Magnoliopsida, Alismatales, Araceae. The record is from the annotation of a GenBank genome assembly.